Colletotrichum karsti is the source of this 1647-nucleotide messenger RNA. RefSeq names its product amidase. The record is from RefSeq and is a predicted model, not a curated record. NCBI's taxonomy places the organism in Eukaryota, Fungi, Ascomycota, Sordariomycetes, Glomerellales, Glomerellaceae. Bases 1 to 1647 code for a protein of 548 amino acids. The transcript has 4 exons.
AUGGCUGUGCAUCGGUCGUUCGUGGCCGUGGCCUUGAUCUGGUUGAGAAUCGCCAGCAUAGUGAGUUGUUUGACUGUCAAGGGCAUCCCAUUCCCAAGCCUCCUUGAUGUCACGAUUGACGAGUUGGCCGAAGGCCUGGAAAAUGGCCUCUUCACCAGCGUCGACCUUGUGCAUGCCUAUCUAGGUCGCAUCAGUCAAGUCAACAGCACACUGAAUGUCGUGACGGAAGUGAAUCCGGAUGCACUUUCCAUUGCAUCCGAUUUGGACGCUCAGCGCGCCAAUGGCACCAUCAAAGGCCCUCUCCACGGGAUCCCCAUCCUCAUCAAGAACAACAUCGCGACUGCUGAUCAGAUGAACAACACUGCCGGCUCAUGGGCGUUGCUUGGAGCCAAAGUGCCGCAGGAUAGCUUCAUGGCAAAGAAACUUCGCGAAGCUGGCGCCAUCAUCCUCGGCAAGACCAAUCUGAGCCAGUGGGCCAACUAUAGAAGCAAUAACACGAGCAAUGGCUGGUCCGCCUACGGCGGGCAAGUAUAUGCUGCGUACUAUCCUCAACAAGACCCCAGUGGAAGCUCCAGUGGCAGCGGAGUUGCUUCCGACUUAGGCCUUGCCCUCGCCUCUUUGGGCACUGAGACCGAUGGCUCAAUCGUAUCACCAUCUCAACGGAAUAACCUUGUGGGCAUCAAACCCACCGUCGGUCUCACAUCAAGACAUUUGGUGAUCCCGAUCAGCGAGCACCAAGAUACCAUUGGACCGAUGGCCCGAACGGUCAAGGACGCGGCAUAUAUCCUGCACGCAAUCGCGGGGUCAGAUUCCAAAGACAACUACACGUCUGCGAUUCCCAACAACGGCGAGAUCCCCAACUACCCUGCGGCCUGCGACAUGUACGCCCUCCGUGGAGCUCGUAUCGGCAUUCCGCGCAACGCCAUUGAGCUGUUCUCCGACAACACGACAGGGACGGAGACCGAUGCCUUCGAGAAAGCUCUGGGAGUGUUCAGAACCGCAGGGGCUACGAUCGUGGAUAAUGCAAACUUCACGGCUGCGCAGCAGUUAGCGCAGUCGAAUUCGGAAACCAUCGUGCUUAAUGCCGACUUCAUCACCAACCUGGCCGCCUACCUCGGCAAGCUGAACUACAACCCCAACAACCUGACUUCACUCUCUGACUUGCGUGAGUUCACGCAAUCACACGAGCUUGAGGAUUAUCCCGAUCGUAAUACGGCCAUCUGGGACGAGGCUCUCGACGAGCAGGGGUUCAACAACACUGACCCACGGUUCUGGGCGGCAUUGCAGGAGAGCGAAUACCUCGGCGGCGAAGGUGGGCUAUUUGGUACGCUGGCGAGGCAUAACCUUGACGCAGUGAUAUUGCCGACCAGCUUUUCGAGUACAUGGGCUGCGAUUGUUGGGGCACCUGUCGUGACGGUUCCGCUCGGAUUCUACCCCGCGAACGCGACAGUGGCCAUGAACAGGAGGGGCAAUCUAGUGGACACUGGGCCACACGUUCCUUUUGGAAUCAGUUUUCUGGGGGCUAAGUUCCAGGAGGCGAAGCUCAUCGGAUUAGCAUAUGCCUAUGAGCAGAGGACGAUGACCAGGUCCAAGGUGCAGCCGUACAUUACACCCAAUAUUGAGAUUGGGGAUUAUGCUGGUUAUUGA